AUGUGUGCUAAAGGACUACCUGGUGUGCCAGGGGAACCAGGUGUAAACGGUUUCAACGGUGAAGAUGGUUCGCCUGGACAUGAUGGUCUCUCAGGCGUACAUCCGCCAAUAGCGUUGUCGUUGGAUGGAUCUUGUCGGUGGUGUCCGCCAGGCCCAACGGGUCCAGAGGGUCCCAUUGGACCGCCUGGAAUAUCAGGUCAAAAAGGCCCGAAUGGAAGUCCCGGAAAAUGCGGAUUAGAUGGUUCGCCAGGACCUCCCGGAAGAAAAGGUGUCAGAGGUGAAUUCGGCAAGGCUGGUACCCCGGGACCAAUUGGUCAGCCAGGCGCCGAUGGCCUCAUAGCCUUUAGAGGGCACUGUGGAGAAAAAGGACUUCCUGGAUUGUCAGGUGAUCCAGGACCUUCAGGAGUACACGGAGUACGCGGCAGUCCUGGCAUUCCGGGAGAGGAUGGUCCUGUUGGUCCCGUAGGUCUAACAGGAUUUCCUGGUGUAGAAGGUCCAGAAGGCAUGGUCGGAGUGCCCGGAAAUCCUGGAGCUGAUGGAAUGUAUUGUCCCUGUCCCAAGCGAAGCGGCUCUCCGUAUUAUGGACGAUAUAGAUUUUCAGAUUAG
This is a messenger RNA of Soboliphyme baturini, 606 nucleotides long. The record is from the annotation of a GenBank genome assembly. Lineage: Eukaryota; Metazoa; Nematoda; Enoplea; Dioctophymatida; Soboliphymatidae.